Molecule: messenger RNA, 6437 nt
Organism: Penicillium brasilianum
Lineage: Eukaryota; Fungi; Ascomycota; Eurotiomycetes; Eurotiales; Aspergillaceae
Source: the annotation of a GenBank genome assembly
GGAAACCAGAAGUAUGACAUAAGCGCAUUAAGCUUAUCGAUAAGCCCUCUCCGAAGUCACAAUGCAGGUUGUUUGAGCUUUUCCUAUCAUUGCGACCGUGCGUGCCUUGCAACCCCAUCUGGGUCCCAUCCUGCGACUACGACCUCCGCACCAACCUCCGAUCCGUUAGCGGUUACCCAUUGUCCAGUCCAAGCUCCUACGCUUUGACAAAAACCCUGCCAUUAAUCAAUUUCAAGAGGCUACGCAAUAUUCUCUUUCGAACGUUUCCCAUCCUUGGCGACCAACUUCACUAGGGUGGGUUGAUCGCGAUGGCACCGAGUGCGCCCCAGCUCCCAGUCAAGUUUCCGUGUUGGUGUCGAGCGGUUUAUUCGUGGGGAGGUGAAACAACGCGAGAUCUUGGCUUUGUGGAAGGCGAUUUAAUUGAAUGCUUGAAUGCUGGAGACGGACAAUGGUGGAUGGGACGUUUGCGCCGCGAUAGGCGCGCUGUUGGGCUAUUUCCCUCCAACUUUGUUGAACUCAUGAGCGAGGACUUUGUUCCCAUCAGUCGCGAUACGAGUCCAAUGGUGUUGGCCGGAUCCUCGCCUAUCAACAACCCGACCUCGGCCCCCAAAAAGACUAAGACGGUCUUUCGCAAGCCUUUUCAGGCGCACAAGGAGGGCUUAUCUCCAUCAUCUCAGAUGGCGCGGAGUGGAUCUCAUACUCCCGUGAAGAGCUCAAUUCCGCAAACACCACCUCGAGCUGGCAGUAUACCGAAAAAGGUCAAGCCUUUACGGACACAUGCAUCUGCAGUCAAAAACCAGGGAUCCGUAUCUCGCCCUUCAUCAGUGUCCUCUCGCCCCUCGUCGCGGGGAAUUUCAGUGUCUCCUCGUACAUCUAUGGAGCCGGAGAGGCCGUCUACUAUGGUGCCCCGCGGCAGCGUCUCAUCUUCGCGCCCGUCCUCGCGCGAAGUUUCACCCAUGCCACGCGAAGUCUCCCCAAUGCAACCUCCGCCGAUGCAUCGCGCCGUUUCUCCGAUGCCUCAUCGAGCCGUCUCUCCUAUGCCUCAACGCGCUGUCUCUCCUAUGCCUCAACGCGCUGUCUCUCCUAUGCCUCAAUGCGCUGUCUCCCCAAUGUAUCAUCCAGCCUCCCCCAUGCAUCAUCAUUACCAUGAUCAUCGCGAAGUGUCACCCAUGGCGCGUGAAGUAUCACCACUACAAUUUCAAGAGCGUGAAGAAUCUCCUCCGCCGCCGCCACCACCUCCACAUCGAGUCGCUCUCAAUCGCGCUCCAUCACAUUCCCCUCAGCCGCCUCAGCACGAUCAAUACCAUCAGCGUUCUCGCUCUCCUCUACUACCUCAACCAUCUCGAUCUCCCCAGCCCCCCAUGCACCAUCAGCAGCACCAAUCGCGCUCUCCACAGCCUCACGCCCAUGCUCCACGCGCGUCACGCUCUCCAGCGCCUCUGAAUAUGAACGAUCGCUAUGUGAUAUUCGCACGAACACCAUCUCCCGGGGCAGCCUCCACACACUCCGCCCACUCCGCAGUCUCAGCUCAAUCAGACAUGAAUGGGAACACGCCCUCUCCAUUGAGAGAUGCUAUGGAAGAUGUAAUGACAUCAUUAGAAGACAUGGGCCUCCCUCGCGAACCGCCCUCGCCAUCCCCACAACAAGCCCCAUCGCCUUCACCUCUACCUCCUUCUUUCAACAACCCUUGGUCUGCAGAUGAAUAUAACGAAAUAAAUGAUCGAACACCACCCGCAACUCGCAGACGGCCUCUCACAUCACUCGGCUUCGAUGGGCAAAGGGAGCAAAUGCGCGGUAAUUCCGUACAGCGAAACAGCGUCUAUUCACACGAUCAUUAUAUUGACGGUCCGCCUCAACUGAACAACUAUGUACAGCGGAUGGAGAGCCGCCUGCGCCAAUUAGAGGACCAGAACCGACCGCCCGAGGAUGAGGCAGGUGGGCCAGAUGACGAUCAGCCCCCACCACCGCCUCCGAAGCAUGCAAGCUAUCAUCCCCGACACAAUUCAAUUGCAGGCCAGUAUGCCCAAGUACGAUCUGGGCAAGACCAUAGGGGAGAUAUACUCAACAGGUCGCACACCAACAAGUCAAGCGCCACUACUUCCAGCGGCGUGCAAAGCAUUGGGACCAGCAUGACUAGCAGUACGGAUAAGACAAACCAAAGCUUGAUGAGUGGUAUUUCUGCAGGUGGUUUCAGCGCAACCAGUGCCGGUAGCUAUGCUAGACGGAAUGGCGCCUAUCAGCGGCCAAACACAGCUAUGGAUACCGUCCGAUCACGGGGCUUCAGUGAUGCUGGGAAUCCAGACCGGCCGGAGACACCGUUGACUGGGAUUUCCUACCACUCCAGUCACAACACAUCUCGCCAGGGGGCCUCCUCUGCUAUUCCUUGGUCCUCUACAGACAAUGAUGCAGGGGAUUCUGGUGGAGUUUUCGGUGGUCUAUCGACGCCCAAGACUAAGAAGCAAGGCUUCUUCAAGAAGAUCUUCGAGUCCGCCAAGACGGGUGCUGCGAGCGCGAGAAGCAGCAUUUCCGUUGGCCAUGGCGCUGGCUCCCAGUCUCCGACCAAGGGAAAUAGGAUGAUUGACGUGGUGUCACCACUCCUCACCCCCAACUCUUCGCGCGACACCGCACGGGACAUGGGAUUAAGUGCUAGCUCCAUUGACUGGGUGCAAGUCCGUCGAGAUGUCAAUCGGGCAUCCUCACCAAGUCGAAAUGAGCGGAUCGAAAGGGCUGAGCGGUGCCAGAUGAUGGAUUAUCCAGUCAUCUAUGCUAUUGAGGAACUGUACGACACUGCAGAAGGUGACGAAAGUAUCGACGGCUUACCGAUCAGCGAACCCACGAAUUUCAACGCUGGAAAUCUGACUCUGGUCGACAAGAGUGCGCGGUUUAUUAAUAGCAUUCCGCCACUCACGAACCCCGUGAGCCUUGCUCAGGGUUACAUUUGCCGGCCAUAUAAAAGUGACGUUCAGCGUCUGCGGGCCAUCUUCACCUGGGUCAGUGAGAAGAUUGCAUGGGAGGAGCCUGUUGACGGCCUCGAUGUCGAUAUGAAGAGAGUGCUACAGGCGAAGCGAGGGAGCCCUCAGGAGAUCGCCUAUUUGGUGCACGAAAUGUGUGCAGCCGUCGGUCUGCAUGCUGAGACAAUCCGCGGCUUCCUCAAGAAUCCCGGUGACUCCCUUGAUCUCGACAGUCUUUCUCGUCCGAAUCACUGGUGGAAUGCGGUCCUAGUUGAUGGCGAGUGGCGUAUCAUGGAUUGUGCGCUGGCGAACCCUACAAACCCCCAGCGAAGCAGGUUCGUCACCAACAACAUGUCGGUGGCUGAAACUUGGUACUUCCUCACGCGGCCUCUUGACAUCUGCUUUACUCAUGUCCCACUUUACCCUGAAGAGCAGCACAUAUGUCCUCCCGUCUCUCCAGAUGUCUUGUUAGCUCUGCCGGGAGUAUGUCCGCAGUUCUUCAAGCUUGGUGCACAAGUCCCAGACUACGAUACUAGCUUGAUGCGCGUCGAGGGCUUAGAGUGUGUCCAGAUUCGGUUGGUGGUGCCUCCCGACGUCGAAUGCGCCGCAGAGGUUGAAGCCCCGGCGUUCGCUUGUGAUGCAGAUGGAGACUAUUUCGAGAGCGGCGACAUUGUCCGCAAGCGCGCCCUAGUCCAGCCAGACUGGUUCAAUGGCCAGAAGCGGAUUACCGUCAAGGCUGUCCUGCCAGGAGAUGAAGGACAGGGUGUCUUGAAGAUUUACGCCGGCAAGAAGGGCCUCAUGCACUCUAGCCGCGACAUCCCUCAUCCAAUGGCGCUCGCUCUGCCAAUGGUACACACUGGAGAGAACCCACCAUACGACUUUGUUUUGCGUCAUCCCACGCCCCACGCUCAGCGCCAUGAUUUGUACAUCAUGCAGCCCCAGUGCGCCCGUCUAGCAGUGAACAAUACCUUUGUCUUCGCCGUGCGACAGCACCCUUCUUCGCCUCAAGCACCGGCCAAGGAUGACCAUGCCGGUACGGGACGAGCCUCACCAUCGGUUUUCAACCGUCCAUCCAGUGCUCUUAGUAUGGUAUCUAGCACUGCUGGUGCAUCCACGAUCUCGAGCAAUUCCAACGAGUUCUCCGCUUCGACGUCUGCCAUCUCCUCGACCAGAUCUGCGUCCGGACGCGAAAAGCCGGCCAAACUCGCCAUCCAAGCGCCAUCUGGCAAGAUCCUGCGUCUUACCCGCAAAGCGGAUCAUAUGAUUAGCUCGCCGGAUCCUAAUGGCUGCUCCGUGACGGAUGCUCCUGCCGAGGGCAGCGUAUGGGAGACGGUCAUCAAGAUCGGCGAGCGAGGUACCUGGCGUGGCCUGGUCCUUGCUGACCGAGUUGCACGAUGGUGUGUGUUUUGCGAAUGGGAAUGUGUUUAAAUCCCUUUUUAGAAGUCGAAAUAUCGGCAUUUACGUGACAGAUACUGCGUGUUCUGUACUUGGUCUUUCUUUUUGAUUUGCGGUUUUUGCAUAUCUCAUGCUUUCCUGGGCGGUUUCCUGUUGUUCGACUUUGGCGCCAGCGAUGCAAGCCGUGAUUUUACCAUGACUUUUCUUUCCCUCCCAUACUUGGCAUUUGCAUCCGGUCGGUUUGGAGCAUUGCAUAUAUCUGCAUUACAGUGUUUCCUUUUUGCCAUCAGACAUAGUCCUUUCUAUCUGUCGGUGUUUGGUGUAGGUGUUAAUAGGAUCAUUGAGGAAUACAUAUGAUGUUCCAAGAUGUUUCAUUUCAUCAUGUAGCUUCGUAGAUUUUGACUCGGUCAACAAAGUGUUAUGUAGCUUAUAGUUUGGCAACUGCAUCCCGCAGCAUUGGCGCCACUUGUUUCCUGCUCGCGGUGGCAUUUGUCUGCACCCACAAGUGCCUCCAGACCUCGGAGGUCCCAUUCAGCGAAGCCCGGAUAUCGGCAUCGACCAAAUCCACGGACUCUCCAUCCAAUGACGUCCAUUCGACCAGGCCAAGUGAGCUCGACUCUUCAAUAAACUUCUUGAUACCGUCCACUGUUAGACCGCUUUCCUGUGUCGCACAAAUGAACAGCUCUCGAGUAUGUUGCUCCUCGGCCGAGGUGAAAGAGGUCAUGACGACCACCAUGUCCAACUCUUUAUCCUCCAUCUGCGCAAAUCGGCGAACGGUAGCCAGGAAUUCUUGCGAACCACCUGCUUUUUCGAUAAUCCACCGAAUAGGCUUGACCGAUGAGCAAAAGCCGAGCUUGACAGUCUGCCCGGAGGACCGAGCCGUCUCGAUCCAAUCCUUGAAGUCACGAUCCAGAAUCUCUUCCGGGGUCAACAAGUUCAGGCUGUUCUUCUUCGCGUCCUGGAUCCGUUCAUAAAAGGAGUCCAUGUUCCAUUCGACGGCCGACUCGCUCGUUGCUCCGCAGACCAAUUCGCGCAGAAAUUCGAGGGACUGGAUAUCCACAUCCUUGACCUUUCCUUUCGCGGUGAGAUUAGAUGUAUCGAUCAGAAUCGGCGCCAGUGCGAGCUUCGCGACCUGCGCGAUUUGUGCCGUGGACGACGCGUCCUGACUGGCGGUCCAGAGCCCGCGUUUCUGGAGCUCGCUGGUGAUCAAGGACGAGCAUGACCCGGGACCGGGCUGGAUUACCAAUGGCUGCUCGGACGGAAGGUCCUCCGAUCCAGGUACGAAGUGCUCAUCGGCGUGGUGAUCGAUACACCCCACCGUGCAGAAGGUGACUUCCUCCAACCCGCUCACGGAGCCAUAGCCCGGUUUCCCUUCAACACGGUGCUGCAUGGCAUUCCAAUCGACCAUGACCGCAUCUGCCUCUAUUUUCUUCGUGGUAGGGAGCUCCUUCAGACUCCGUGCAAAGUCCGCAACCGUGACCAGAUGCUCGCCGAGCAGUUUCCCCGCAGACUGGGAGUUGUUAUCGAAUUGCUCCUCGGGCCGAAGAGGGGGGCAGCCGGUGGAAAGCCAUAACGCCUCGACAAAUUCCGGUCUCAGUCGGUACAGCUCCGGACCUGCGGGUACAUUGGAGAGGUUGAGGAGGGGGAUAUGGGGUCGCGGGGUGGUGGGAGGCACACGGUUGUUGGCGCAGUACGAGUACACAAUGGCGGAGAUGAUGGAGUCCAGGUCGGCGGAGGGAUUACCGAGCACGUAGAUGGGGGGCUCGGGUAAGGCACCAGCCAGGAACUGGAGGUGUAGCUGGCGCGCCUGGCGGAGGAAUUGGAGGAGCGUCAUGGCGAUUGGCUUGGGCUGAGCACAAGGAAAGACGUGGUUUGGGCGGGUGAGGCGCAAAUCGCCUUUCUCCAGUUGGCUGCGACGUCACCGCGGGGUGCCGGUGCACAAGCUAAACUACCAUUACGCCCAGCACGUUCUGAUAUAGACGGUAGUAGGACAAUUUGUUAUUCAUAAGAAAUCGUAGGAACUUGGUAAUGGAAUCAAAUGAUUGAGUUUGAGCUUAAAGACGCCGACCGAGUCCGCCUAGUCCGAACGGG